AUGACCCACACAUCCUUCACUCUGCAACAGAACGUUUAUAAGGCUCAUCAUGGGCCCAUAACUGUUGAAGACGUUGACGAGAACAGUGUUUCUUCUCUAGCCUUGCAGCGUCUUAUCGACUCAGCUCAAGGCGGUGCUGUUGGGGUGGCGGCCACGUAUCGCACUGAUUGUACUCUUUCGUCUUUAGCAUUUGCCACGCUCACCAGAGCGCUCGUCGUCCACUUCUUUGCUGCAAAGAAACAGAAUCUGCAGCACCAGCAGAAGAAGAAAGGCCAGGAACAACACCCUCCGGUUUCCCCAGGGCGCACCCUCAUACAAGACCGAAUAUUGUGUGAUCCUGACAUCCGACUUUAUGGGUACAGGAUAGACAGGAUUGUACUUGGUCUCUACCUAGACCUAUCUCUUCGCAUCAAUACCGCAGUUGACAUCCUGUCGGUGUCUGUUAGCGAUCGGCGCUCCCUCGAAGCAACUAUGGACGCCUUAGGCGGCGAACUCUUACUCCAGAAGCAGAACGUAAAAGUUCUCUUUUCUCAUAGAGAAGGGGACGCAACAACCAAUGAUGUGGCGCUCCAAGCCUGGGCAACAUGCCGCACUGUUGCGUUUCCUUACAUGGCGUCCAGAUUUGCUGGCAUAUCUCGAAUCGCCACAGACGCGAUGCCCGAUGUUCAUCUGAGCGCCCUCGCCAAGAUUUCUCGCGAUGCUGAAAUUUUGGAGUCUUUGAAGCCAACGAAAUUCGUCAACAACGUCCAAGGCGGCUUUAGCAUCUCCAAAGCCGGUAAUGUCAACCUUGAGUGCACUCGCUUCAGAACGCGCAUCAUGAAAAACAGAGAUCAGGUCAUUCACAUCGAAACGCAGAAAGGAGAUCGGUUGUCAACGAUCGCUGGUCACGCACGUCAUAUCAACGGACGACAGGCUCAAAUCGAUGUCAAAGGCGCUAUACAUGCUUCGGGCAAGGUCCUCCGUGUGACCACCAUUGGGAAAGAAGACUUGACAGCCGCCGAAUCGUACAGAGAAUUUGUAGUGCUAAAGGCGCUUCAAGGCACCAUCAUGUUGACCCAUUUCCCAUUCUUCUGUAGUAUCUGGGCACCUUCAUUGAAGAUCUCAUGGCCUCCUCUAACUGGGGGUACUUCCAGCCCAUCAUUCGUUUACGAUCCGAGCGGUACAUUGGACCAUUCGCAGUAUGAAGCAGUGGAGCGAAUUAUCUCGCAAGCCGACAGAGAUCGUGUAUUGCUUAUCCAAGGUCCUCCUGGUACUGGCAAAACAACAGUCAUAGCGGCCAGUGUCGACAGUAUCGUCAGGACUGGGCACAAGGAUCGCACAGUUUGGCUUGUGGCACAGUCGAACGUCGCUGUCAAGAAUAUCGCAGAAAAGCUUGACAAGGUUGGCUUCCGCGAAUUCAAGCUUCUGGUAUCCAAAGACUUCCAUUAUGACUGGCAUGAACACCUCUACGAGAGACUGGAACACUGUUUUAUACGAUCCGACAUGUUUGGUGGUGGGCCUGUGGCCGUUAGUCGGCUUUUGCUUGACACAAGAGUCAUACUUUGCACAUUGAGUAUGUUGUCUAAUCCUCGCAUCGAAGAAUUUACUCGUCAAGUUCCGGUUCAAACCGUAAUAUUUGAUGAGGCGAGCCAAAUAGAAGUGGGAGACUACCUGCCGCUGCUUCAGCGUUUCCAGCAUAACCUCCAAAAAAUGGUGUUCAUCGGUGACGACAAGCAACACCGUAUGCCACUCGUCAUUGGCAACUUCAUUUCCCGUCAUGUAUACAAUCAGAAAUUGAUGACCGUGCACGACAUCAACAGCAAGGCAGCAUGUCGUUUCUUGAAUGUCCAAGGGGGUCAGGAGCAGAAAGCGGGAAAUAGCUGGAUAAACCCACAAGAGAUAAUCAUAAUUAUCGAGCUUGCCCGUAUAUACCACGAGCAGGGCAAGCAGUUCAGGAUCAUCACCCCGUAUGAUGCUCAGAGGUCUAUGAUAGAAAAGCAGCUUGAAUUAGCGAAGCUUCCAUGGGAAGACACAUGCUUCAAUGUGGACUCCUUCCAAGGAAACGAGGAAGACCACAUAAUCGUCUCUCUAGUCCGUACCCAGGGCGUAGGGUUUUUGACGAACGCGCGUAGGACGAACGUCAUGCUGACACGAUGCAAGAAAAGCAUGAUCAUUUGCACGAACCAUGAUUUCGUGACGAAGGGUAAAGCGGCAGGCACGUUGGUCGGGCAGCUCGCUGUUGCCAUGGGCCCUGAUGCCUGGUUGGACAUAUAG
Molecule: messenger RNA, 2253 nt
Organism: Suillus subaureus
Lineage: Eukaryota; Fungi; Basidiomycota; Agaricomycetes; Boletales; Suillaceae
Product: P-loop containing nucleoside triphosphate hydrolase protein
Exons: 7
Coding region: 1-2253 (750 amino acids)
Molecular function (GO): helicase activity
Source: RefSeq, a predicted model, not a curated record